This is a messenger RNA of Morus notabilis, 2430 nucleotides long. RefSeq lists its product as uncharacterized. The record is from RefSeq and is a predicted model, not a curated record. The transcript has 7 exons. Lineage: Eukaryota; Viridiplantae; Streptophyta; Magnoliopsida; Rosales; Moraceae. Gene Ontology annotation, biological process: proteolysis; DNA integration. Gene Ontology annotation, molecular function: zinc ion binding; aspartic-type endopeptidase activity; nucleic acid binding. The coding region runs from base 1 to 2430 and encodes 809 amino acids.
AUGGGAGUACCGGAUGAGUAUUGGGUGGAGUUCGCAGCUUUUAAGUUUAAAGGUCCUGCAGGUGCGUGGUGGAAGCAUAUCUGGCGAAUACAUGAUGUAGAGGGGUUGACUUGGGAACAAUUCGAAGCGCUCUUUAAUGAGCAAUUCCUUCCCCAAAGUUAUCGAGAUGAAAAGGCCAUAGAAUUCAUGGGCCUACAGCAAGGGGAUAUGACAGUGAGGGAAUACGAAGCUAGGUUCAAUGAGCUAUCCUGUUUUGCUCCUUCCGUGAUUGAAUCGGAGCGCAUGAAGUGCCUAAAGAUCGAGAAGCUUCAGGAAGAACCUCAGGAGGACCCCAAAGGAGUAACCGAAAAAAGCCGUGAUCAGGGGCAAGGUAGUGGGGGAGUGCCUAGUGGUAGCAGUGGCUCUUCAGGAAGUGGGAAGAGUGGACCCUAUAGCUUCAAGUGCCACCACUGUGGGGAGCUAGGGCAUAUCAGGAGAAACUGUCCUAUCAGGGGCCAACAGUCUACCCCACCGCAACAACAGUACAGGCCUGGAAACCAGAAACCUAACAACAACGAGAGAGGAAAAGGGAAAGCACCGGGGCAGAUGCAUACCAUGGCCGGGGGAAGUUCUGGAGCUCAACCUGGAAACCCAGUCGUUGAGGGUAUGGUACCUAUCUCUCACUCUUUUGCACGAGUUUUGUUCGACACUGGUGCUACGCACUCUUUUGUUUCCACUUCUUUUGUGAAAAUUUUGGGUUUGAAACCCGAUGACUUAGAGACUUCAAUGUUUAUAAGUUCUCCAUUGGGAUGUGUGGAGGUGACUAGUAUAUGUAGGUCGUGUGUGAUCAUGAUUGGAAGUGAGAAAUUAAGGGCAGAUUUGAUAAUCCUUCCCAUGAAUCAGUUUGAUGUAGUGCUUCGAAUAGAUUGGUUGUCAAGAUAUAGGGUGAUUGUUGAUUACCACCGUAUGAGAGUUACCUUGACUACCGGUUCUGGCACGAUAGUAACGUAUCAGGGAGGUGUUAACCCAGUUACAGAAGAACGACUACUGAGGCAUAGUGUCAGAGGACGGGUUACCGUGAAGAACAAGUACCCAUUGUCGAGGAUCGAUAAGUUGUUCGAUCAACUGGGAGGAUCACGGUACUACUCAAAAAUUGACUUGAGAUCUGGGUAUCAUCAGUUGAAGAUUAGGGAAUAUGAUAUUCCAAAAAUAGCUUUCAGAACUUGCUAUGGGCAUUAUGAGUUCUUAGUAAUGCCUUUUGGAUUGACGAAUGCCCCUGCCACUUUUAUGGACUUGAUGAAUCGAGUCUUCCACCCGUAUUUAGACCAGCUUGUGAUAGUCUUCAUUGAUGACAUCCUGGUUUAUUCAAAGACUUCGGAAUCCUGCGAUGAGCUGUACGAGGUGUAUUCCGAUGCAUCAAGACAAGGACUUGGGUGUGCUCUGAUGCAAAAUGGACAUGUUGUGGCCUAUGCAUCUCGUCAACUGAAGCCACAUGAGCAGAACUACCCCACGCAUGAUCUAGAGUUAGCAGCUAUAUACUCCGAUCAUAAGAGUCUGAAGUAUCUGUUCACUCAGAAGGACUUAAAUCUGAGACAGAGAAGAUGGAUGGAAUACAUGGAGGAUUAUGACUUCACCUUGCAGUAUCAUCCUGGAAAAGCCAACGUGGUAGCAGACGCUCUCAGCAGAAAGACUCUAGGAAUCCUAGCAUCUUUGGCAUUGGAAGAUUGGAAACAGAGUGCAAUUGUAGGUGACUAUGAUCUUCAGUAUUAUGAGGAUUCUAACAAAGCUAUGGUGUACAACUUGGUUUCAACACCAACUCUUAUACAGAAUCACCUUAUUGUACCUCAAGUGGAUGAGAUAAAGAAGACAAUCCUUCACGAGGCUCAUAAAUCGAGGUUUGCUAUUCACCCUGGGAGUACCAAGAUGUAUCAAGACCUCAAAAGGCAGUAUUGGUGGAGAGGUAUGAAGAAGGAUGUUCACCAAUACGUGUCAGAAUGUGCGACUUGUCUUCGAGUCAAGGCUGAAUAUCGGAAACCUACUAGAGAAUUGCAGCCUCUUCCUAUUCCUGGAUGGAAGUGGGAACACAUUACGAUGGAUUUUCUGAUCGGAUUGCUGAGGAUUGGACAUCGGCUUGAUACCAUAUGGGUCGUUGUGGGUAGGUUAACAAAGUCCGCACACUUCAUUCCCUUUCAUGCGACAUAUUCCAGGAAAGUUCUAGCAGAGUUGUAUCUGGAGCAUGUUGUCAGACUUCACGGAGUUUUGUUGUCUAUCACAUCGGAUCGUGACACUCGUUUCAACGCUAGAUAUUGGAGAAGUUUCCAAGAAGCCAUGGGAAUCGAACUGAAUUUCAGCACCGCAUUUCAUCCUCAGAUCGACAGACAAUCUAAGAGAGUUAUUCAGAUUUUGGAAGACAUGCUUCGUGCUUGCAUUCUAGAUUUCGGUGGAAACUAA